CAUUAUCAGGGCAUUCAGACAACACAACAGGUAUUGUACUCUAUUGCUUUCUUUGUCACAAUACAGUUUUACAAACCUGUGAAAGUAGUCUAUUGGUUUCAAAUCAGUUGUGACUGUAUUGUAACACAUGUCAAUUGACAACACAUGUUUCUUUCUUUAGAGUUGAAAGAAUGCCACAUAGAGGUGGGAGGGUUGCCAUAUUUCCAGCGGCACAAGAAACCCUCAUUGUGGAUAUGGUUCGUGGGAACAACCUCAUCAGACUCCGGGAGAUCAGAGACAAAGUCAUUGCCGAUAAUGUCAACUUUGAGAGCAUUGACGAUGUCAGCUUGGCCACAAUAGACCGAGUUCUCUGGCGCCAAAAGACGCGGAUGAAACAGAUCUAUAGGGUUCCCUUUGAGCGCAACUCUGCGCGACACAAAGACCUACGUUACGAGUAUGUGCAAAGGAUAUUACAGUUGGACGCGAUGGCCAGACCUCAUGAGUACCUCUUCCGGGAUAAGGCUGGCUUCAACCUGCAGAAACGAAGGCAAAGAGGCCGUAACAUCAUUGGCCAAAGAGCCAUCACUGAGGUCCCUGGCCAACGGGGGGGUAAUAUUACUCUUUGUGCAGCCAUGGGUUCGGAGGGGCUUGUCCACCGGCAUGCUGUCCUUGGGUCUUACAACACCCAACGUCUCCUCAUCUUCCUAGAGGAGCUAAAAGACAUCCUCCUGGACCGCCAACAACACCAUCCUGGGCCCGCACAUCACAUUUAUGUGAUCAUUUGGGACAAUGUCCGCUUCCACAGAACAAACCAAAUCAGAGAGUGGUUCACCACCAACAGUGACCGCUUUUUAAACGUCUGUCUGCCACCAUACUCCCCUUUCCUGAACCCCAUAGAGGAGUUCUUCUCAUCAUGGAGAUGGAAGGUUUAUGACAGACAACCAUACACAAGAUAG
This is a messenger RNA of Oreochromis aureus, 935 nucleotides long. RefSeq lists its product as uncharacterized. Bases 171 to 935 code for a protein of 254 amino acids. The transcript is spliced from 2 exons. Gene Ontology annotation, molecular function: nucleic acid binding. Lineage: Eukaryota; Metazoa; Chordata; Actinopteri; Cichliformes; Cichlidae. The record is from RefSeq and is a predicted model, not a curated record.